AUGAAGACUGCAAAAGGAAUGGCUUACAAAUCACUCUAAUAGAAGGCUUUAAAUGUUCUUCGUAGAAGAAAGAUGUAUGAUGUCCAACUCGGCAAUGUUAUGAAUCAGUAAUUCAACAUCGAUUAGGUGCAAUUCACCUCUGAGACUAUUCAAAAUACCAUCGAAACUUACUCAGCUUUGAAGGAGUCUACUGCUGUAUAAGCAUAAGAAAUGAAAAAGCUUGACCUCGAUAAAAUGGAGGAUCUAUUUGAUGACCUAGCUGAUCUAAUGGCUGAUCAACAAGAAAUUUAAGAAGUUAUGUCAAGAUCUUAUCAAGUAGAGUACGAUGAAAGUGAACUAAUGGAUGAGUUGAACGAGCUAGAUGAGGAGAUCAUUAAUGAACAAUUAGGAGAUGGUCUAAAUGUGCCAAGCUAUGUCCCAGCUGCUUAGCAAAAUUCUGGAGCACAAAAGGCUCAGAUUAGCGAGGAAGACUAACUAAAGAAUCUUAUGCAAAUUUGA
Messenger RNA from Stylonychia lemnae, 498 nucleotides. Lineage: Eukaryota; Ciliophora; Spirotrichea; Sporadotrichida; Oxytrichidae. The record is from the annotation of a GenBank genome assembly.